AUGUCUCCCGGGCAACGCGCCGCGCUCAGCUCAGGGAGUUCCCGCGGGUCUCACUACGCGUCCGCGAGCGUCUGGAUCAUGACCUCCAACCAGGCUCCCAUUCCCGAGUCGUUCUUCAGGGUGGAAGACUCAACGGCACGGCCGGCUAGGCCCUCGGUCACGUGGAACCCGGGCUCGUCCACGGAUUAUGGGACCGCCGCCUCGGCAACCACCAGUUCCGGCGCCACCCCGAGCUUGUUACGGCGCUAUCGCCUCGGUCGUCGCCCAGAAAUCGAUUUGGAAGUUCGUCCGCAGAUCUGCUUCCUGCAGCCACGGACCACGCAGCAGCCGGUGCUCUUCAGUUUAAUGAAUUCCAGUGAAGCAGCGGUGAAAAAACUUUUACCCAAGAGCCAUUUGUCUCAGGUGAUUAUUCGUGACAACCUCAGUGCACAACGAAUCUAUGAGAUGGAGAUAAGAGCUUCAGACAAAACCAAGAAAAAGAUGAGCCACUUGUACGACCAUCUGAAAAAAAAGUUCAUGACAGAUCAGCUCAGAAAGCUGGGGCGCUGGAGACGGGAAUCUAUGAGAAUCCAGCAGUACUUGGAUAGCAUUCGAAUGUACCAGGACCAGUUGAAAUUCCAGUGUCUCAAGAAAAGCCAUCCACCCUAG
Messenger RNA from Cynocephalus volans (Philippine flying lemur), 648 nucleotides. It is a transcript of the gene C2H5orf52, whose product is annotated as chromosome 2 C5orf52 homolog. The record is from RefSeq and is a predicted model, not a curated record. NCBI's taxonomy places the organism in Eukaryota, Metazoa, Chordata, Mammalia, Dermoptera, Cynocephalidae. Bases 1 to 648 code for a protein of 215 amino acids. The transcript is spliced from 3 exons.